Messenger RNA from Xenopus laevis (African clawed frog), 1132 nucleotides. RefSeq names its product transmembrane and immunoglobulin domain-containing protein 1 (gene tmigd1.L). The record is from RefSeq and is a predicted model, not a curated record. The transcript is spliced from 8 exons. The coding region runs from base 187 to 951 and encodes 254 amino acids. NCBI's taxonomy places the organism in Eukaryota, Metazoa, Chordata, Amphibia, Anura, Pipidae.
CCAUUUCCGGUAUGUGGAUGACAACAGAGACGCACGCUUUACUUUUAAUCUCCGCCCCCGCAGGCAAAAUAGCAGCCAAUGCCUUGCUAUUAAUAGGAUCGCCAUCUGCUGGAAAUGCCAUUGAGUCAAGUCUAAUAUGCCAGUCCAAGCCAGGAAGACACUACUGAAGCUGACCUUGUUCUUAUAAUGAAUCUCUGCGUGUGCUUGGUCCUUGGACCCCUGCUAGUGAUGCACCAUGUGGCAGCGGUGCGCCUGGAACUAAACAACAAAAAUACAAGUUCUUCUCUGCCAGGCAAUCUCACUGAAACAGCAAGUCUAAAGUGUCAAGUGUUUGAUAACACUGGGGAUGAGGAGUUGAUCUGGUACCGGGGAACGCGUCAAGUCGAUGUCUCCUCUCAAAACAACGUGAAUUCCAGCCAUAUCUGCGUUUCGCCGCUAUCUACUGAGGACAAUGGAGUCAGCUUUACGUGCUUGCUAAAGAGGGACAAUACAGUCAAAAUAUCCGUCAUUCUGGAUGUCAAAUAUACUCCCAUCUUGGAAGGAGAAAGCUCUGUGACGGUGGAAGUGGGCAAAAGUGCACAGCUGACGUGUAUUGUCAAAGCCAACCCUCAAGCCGAGAUGACCUGGAAAAAAAAUGGUGUUUUUGUCACUAUGGAGAAGUCUCGGUACAAACAAUACCUGGACAGUGAUAAGUUCCAGCUUAACAUCGACAAAGCAGACAAGAAGGAUGCAGGGAUAUACACGUGUGUGGCUGUCGCCAAUGAUGGCAAUGCUACAACUACAGAAAAAACUUUUGAGCUGGUGGUGGAAGACAAGAAGGAUGUGCUCCCAGUGGAGGCCAUAGCGGCUGCAGUAGUGGUGGGAGCGCUGGUUAUCCUGUUUGGGCUGUUUGCACGGAGAGAGACCUUUUUUAAACCAUGCAUGAAGAAUCGACAUGACACCUCACUGUAAGUGCUGAUUGGAAAUCACACACAAUCAGGUGAGACAUUUCUAAAAGUACCAAGUGCAAUGGAGAAAGAUUUCAUGAACAGUGACCACCACCACCGUGAAGAUAUUCUACAGCUUUCCAGAUUCUCAUGGGGCUUUAAUAUGUGAAUUCUUAUGUGACAAUCAAUAUAAACACCAGCCUGAA